Messenger RNA from Struthio camelus australis, 4600 nucleotides. The record is from RefSeq and is a predicted model, not a curated record. NCBI's taxonomy places the organism in Eukaryota, Metazoa, Chordata, Aves, Struthioniformes, Struthionidae.
AGAACUUAACCCUGAGUUUAUGUUUAAAAAAAAUCUCUUCAAAAAACAUGGUCAACUUACUGAGAAUUUCAUUUUAGGUGCCAGUGAAAGUGUGGGAAAACAUAUGCUUGAAGCGUGCAACAACAAUCUGGAGAUGGCUGUCACUAUGUUUCUGGAUGGUGGAGGCAUAGCAGAGGAGCCUAGCACCAGUUCUGCAGGGGUAUCUGCUGUUCGACCACAUACAGAGGAUGAAGUGCGAGCUCCAAUUCCUCAAAAACAGGAAAUUUUAGUAGAGCCUGAGCCUUUGUUUGGAGCUAGUUUUCAUGUUUGCUGUAUGAAGCUGGUUCUUGCUUUUGCUUUAGAAACAUCUUUUGCUCUAAUUAAAGAGUAUACCUUUAAAAUAAUUAUUGAAAUACUUCAAACAGAAACCAUUCGACAGGAACAGGAGCUACGAAAUGGAGGGGCAGUAGAUAAGAAACUCACUACUCUGGCAGACCUCUUCAGGCCUCCCAUUGAUCUGAUGCACAAAGGCAGCUUUGAAACGGCCAAGGAGUGUGGUCAGAUGCAGAACAAAUGGCUCAUGAUAAACAUUCAGAACGUGCAAGAUUUUGCAUGUCAGUGUCUCAACCGCGAUGUGUGGAGCAAUGAGGCUGUGAAGAACAUAAUCCGGGAACAUUUCAUUUUUUGGCAGGUAUACCAUGACAGUGAGGAAGGACAGAGGUACAUACAGUUUUAUAAAUUGGCAGACUUCCCUUAUGUCUCCAUCCUGGACCCCAGAACAGGCCAGAAACUAGUGGAGUGGCACCAGCUAGAUGUAACUUCUUUCUUGGACCAAGUGACUGGGUUCCUGAGUGAGCAUGGACAACUGGAUGGGCAUUCUACUAGCCCUCCCCAAAAAUGUUCUCGUUCUGAGAGUCUCAUUGAUGCCAGUGAGGACAGCCAGUUGGAAGCUGCUAUCAGAGCCUCAUUACAGGAGACGCAUUUUGAUUCCUCACAGGCCAAGCAGGAAAGUCGGUCAGAUGAGGAGUCUGAAUCGGAGCUUUUUUCUGGAAGUGAAGAGUUUAUUUCUGUUUGCGGAUCUGAGGAGGAGGAGGAAUCGGAGAAUCCUGCCAAGUUGAGGAAGUCUCCACACAAGGACUUGGGGUAUAAAAAAGAGGAGAGUCGGAGGCCUCAGCCUGAGCCCCCUGCAAGGACAGAGCCUGGAACAACACCAAAUCACAGAGUACUGCCCUGCAUUGAUGCAGGGAUAUUGGAGGAGUCAACUGACAAGCCUGAAAGUACAUUACAGGGCCUAGAUGUGAAUGGACCAAAGGCACAGCUGAUGCUACGGUAUCCAGAUGGAAAGAGGGAACAAAUUUCACUACCCGAACAAGCUAAACUUCUGGCUCUUGUGAAACAUGUCCAGUCAAAAGGAUACCCUAAUGAACGCUUUGAACUUCUUACCAACUUCCCUCGAAGGAAACUCUCCCACCUGGACUAUGAGAUCACGUUACAGGAGGCAGGCCUGUGUCCUCAAGAGACUGUCUUUGUGCAGGAAAGAAAUUAGCACUGUGGCCUGAGCUCUCCCAGCCUUUCUUCUCUCUCCUCUCUGCCUAGGACACCAACUAAUUAAAUAUGCAGUUGAGGGUCAUAGGAUUGCAGUGCUGAAAUCAGGCAGGCAGCUGGCUGGCCCUUCUCUCUCUUCUUCCCUUCUCCUCAUCUAGUGACCAAAUGAGAAUGUUCAGAGUUUUGUUUUUUUCCUCAGCUUGGACCCUGGGGAGAGCAUUGGGAAGAACAUCUUUCUUUGGGAAGAAUGCCUUUCCUUUGUUUUCAUGGAAUAAAAUAAAAGAGUAAUCUGUGCAUCCAGUAUGCUGGGGCUUGGAGUGGCCAUAACGUACAUCCCCAUCUCGCUGCUAUUCUUAAAUCUGUUUUGUUUAAUUUAUUUUUUAAAAUACUGUGUGAUAAGGCACUGAGUCAUCUCUCUGUAAGGGGAGAACGUACUCUUAGUCGAGUCUUACCUUUAUUUUUAUUCUCUGCAUGAAGGGUCUCCAUUAACCUUACAGCCUUCUUAAGGGAUCACUUAUCUAGCACUCUGCAGAAAAUUUAUUUUUGGGAAGGACUUGGGGUGAACUGUGUUAAGAUGCUCUGCUCCCAUCUAAUUUAAAGGCUUCUAGAUUGCAUGCAUAUUUUCUUCCUGCUUUAAAUGCUGCUAGUGAACACGGUGAAAAACAGGUGUAUUCAAUAUGGGAUUGACUGCUUGGCCCAGAAGGAAAGCUGCUUGUCUGCUGUUUAGCAGUUGACUGCUUUAUGAGUAGAUGGCAUUUCAAUUUGUUCUCUCCCCUACAUCCCCUAAAUGACUCCUCCUGUUUACUUUAAGGAUUUUACAAAUGAUGAUGGAAGGUGGCAGGAUGUUGUAAAGAUCUUCGAAUCUCUGGAAAACACCUAUCAUAAAGUUAAUAAUUAGUUGGCUUUUUUGCCUUUUUUUUUUCCCCCAGAGGUGACUAGCCUUGCAGGGGUUUUAGAAACUGACUGUAGUUGGCUGGAGAGCAAGUUCUAAGCAGCGUUUCUUUUUUUAAUUAAAAACAUAUACAAAGCCUUGACAGAUUGUAGAAUGAGUUAGUGCUCUAUGAAGGAUUUCCUAGUCAGGUGGCUUGAACCCUUAAGAUGCUUUUUACUCUAUUUUCAACUGUAUCUAUAAUGAAUUACCUUUAAAUCUGGCAGGUUUUAUUGAAAGCAGCAAUUAGUUUCCCUAUUUGAUUCAGAUUUUCUUUUCACCUAUGGAAGCUGGCAAUAGAAGUCCUGCAGGCAUAUCCUGUGUGUACAGCGGACAGUGCUGACUGCCCUAGUUUCCCAAGCUAUUUUAUCUUGAUGUAGGGUUGUUGGUAUAUUAUAGCAGAUAUUAGAGUUAGAUAAAAGUUCAUUAACGCGGCCAUCCUCAAGACUAAUGUGGAAGCAGAGUGUUUAUUUACAAUUAAACUCAGUCUAGUAUGCUCUUCAGCAGUGAAGAAAAAGGUGUGUAAGGCCUACCAUAAGUGUAACUUUUUCCCUGGACAAACAGGGAGGAGUUACAACAAGAAGUAUUAGGCUCUCUCUGCUAGUGAGCUCCACGCAGCAUGUCAGGGAGCGCUGGCUUCAUGACAUGACAUUGUUAAAUCGUUAAAUCGCUAUAUUUGUUAAAGAAAAAGACUUAGUGAUCAAAAACUUACUAUAGGAUAAAACUUUUCCAGAUAUUUUACCUUAAAUUUCAUACUCACCUGCAUGUUUUGGAGUCUUUAUAUAUAGGAAAUCAUGGAGUACAGAGAACAGUUCCUAUGAUAGUAUUAGCUCGCAGCUGUCCUCUACCCCAUAACUGAAGUUUUACAUAGAAUCAUAAAAUUGUAUAAAUUAAUUUCCCUUCUAUGUGAAAACUGUUUUGCGUUCCACUGCAUGUUACAGAAUGACAAAAGCAAAAUAUGAUGGCAGCUUCCUGAUCAGUGAGUGAUGUGAAAUCAGAUGUCAUUUUUGGACUGUAAAGAGAUCCUUCAAUGGAGGCUGCUUCCCAGCACUAGAAAGUAAGUGAAUUGCAAGGCCAGUGGAAGAAGGGGAAUGCUAUUAGUUGGCCUGUGAAGUGGCAAUGGCACUUCUAGACUGAAGGACCCUUUGUGUUUCUGGGGUAUCCAGAUUCAUAACUGGGUCGUAUGAGAGAGCAGGACAGAAGGAAACCCCUUCUGAUUCCACUGUGUGGAUCUAUAACUUUGGAUAGAUGCAGGUUUUUAUUCACUCUUGGAACAUUUUUCAUAUUAACUUUUCUAGCAGUGAAGUUAAACAUGCAAUAUUUUCUCUGAUCAUUCGGUCCCAUUCCUGUGUGUGUUUUAUUGGUAGCUUCUGUUUCCCCUCUUCCUCUCCCCAGUUGUACUAAUGUGUAGCAGGAGCUAGGCUGUGAGCUGAUGAAGUGAUCAGAUGUAAAAUAACUAAGAGCUGUAUCAGUAGUGCAGAAGAGGGCAGGCCGCACUGCAGGCAAGAGGAUGAACUUCUUGCAUCAAUUCUGCUGUGCACCGUUUAGAGCAUGGUCCCAUAUUGGGAACCUUCCUUUCCUAAACUCUUUUUCAGAGCUAAAAAUAUGUGACCUGUGAGGCAGCAGGCAGCUGCCAAAGCUCCUUCCCCUCCCUUCUGCUCAGCUCUAAGAAAAGGAAUAAUCUUACAGUGGUCAUCUUGUGAUCAAAUGCAAAAUUGGGAGCCCUGGGGUAGCUUUUUAUUGCUUUGGUUAUGCAAGAGCAGCUCGGUCACCUUGCACAAGGAAGUAAAGUUGUAUGUUGAAGCGCUGCAGCAAGUUGUUUAUUAAUCCAUCAAAAAUAUGCCUCUCUAACAUGGUAAAUGUUUUUGGCUGCUAGUGUAGUGGAACUAGGAGUUCUUAUGGUCUCACUUGCCUUUUUUAGGAAAAUGAAAACAGUCCUUUCAUUUCUUAAAUUUUUAUUUAGAGAAUAUUAAUCUCUUUACAACCUGAGAGGGAAAUAAGAAUGUCAACUGGAAGAUCUACACUGAAAAUGGCAUAUUUAUUCUGUCUCAUGGAAAAAAUCCAAAUGAAUUUUUAGCAGUUCCAGGUACUUAAGGUUUUUUUUUUUUUUCCCCUAGAAAUGCUGAGCCUGGAUUUUGUUUUGUUGGC